Molecule: messenger RNA, 2235 nt
Organism: Ipomoea nil (Japanese morning glory)
Lineage: Eukaryota; Viridiplantae; Streptophyta; Magnoliopsida; Solanales; Convolvulaceae
Exons: 2
Coding region: 1-2235 (744 amino acids)
Biological process (GO): DNA integration
Molecular function (GO): nucleic acid binding; RNA-DNA hybrid ribonuclease activity
Source: RefSeq, a predicted model, not a curated record
AUGCAGCCCCCCGGUUCCAUCAAAGACCUGCAACGAUUGACUGGUCGAUUAGCUGCCCUUAGUCGCUUCCUGAGCAAAGCGGCGGAUAAAACGGUGCCCUUCUUCGAGGCCAUGAAGAAGAAGGAGGGAUUCGCUUGGACCACCGAGUGUCAGCAGUCGUUCGAAGAAUUGAAACAAUAUCUCUCAACACCCCCGGUAUUGUCUACUCCCCAGGCGGGCGAGCCCUUAUUCUUAUACUUAGCCGCCUCCUCUAAGGCGGUGAGUUCGGUGCUAGUCCGAGAAGAAGAGCGCGUUCAGCACCCGGUUUAUUACGUAAGCCGCUCCCUGAAGGCCGCCGAGUCGCGGUAUACCGCCCUGGAGAAGAUUGUAUACGCUUUGGUGAUUACCGUGCGAAAGCUAGCACCUUACUUCCAAGCCCACACCGUCAGAAUGCUGACUGACCAGCCACUGGGGAGCGUCCUGCGAAACCCCUCGUCGUCCGGCCGACUAGUGAAAUGGGCCAUGGAACUAACCCAGUGUGGGAUUGAGUACCAGCCCCGGCCCUCCAUAAUGGGUCAAGCCUUGGCCGACUUCUUGGUCGAGUGCACGGCAAGCGAAGAAGAAAAGGAACACGCCACGGAGGACAGUUUAGGCGAGUGGUGGGAAAUGCAUGCGGACGGAGCGUCGAGUCGACGACACUGCGGGGGUGGAGUUAUGUUCAUCUCCCCGGAGGGGUUCCGGCAAUACUAUGCCUUGAGCUACUUGUUUCCGACAUCUAAUAAUGAGGCCGAAUAUGAAGCCGUACUGAAUGGUCUUCGACUCGCCAAAGCCUUAGGAGUGAAGCGAUUGAGAAUCAAGACCGACUCCAGAUUAGUAGUCGGGCAGAUCUCAGGCACGUGCGAGGCUAAGAAUACGCGGAUGACUUUAUGUAAAGAGCGAGCGGUUGAAAUGUUGAAGAAAUUCGGAGCUUACGAAAUAGAAUACAUUUCCCGGGCAGACAACGUGGAAGCCGACAUAUUGUCUAAAAUUGCCUUGGAGGGAGUACCAGAUCACCUUGUGAAGAUCUGCCAAAAGGAGGAGUUAAAUCGACCAAGUAUCGAGGAAACAACAGUAGAAGUCCAGCAGGUGACUGGCGAGGAAUGGGACCGAGAGAAGAACCCCGAGAUGUUCUGGAUAGAGGAUAUCCGGCGAUUCAAGGAGACAGGCGAAUUACCGGAAGACCCGGGAGCCGCCGCUAGGGUUCGACGAAAAGCCCCCUCUUUCGAAAUCAUUGAUGGGCAACUAUACAAACGGUCGUUCGGAGGUCCUUUGUUGAAAUGCUUGCUCAGGACCGAGGCCGAGAAAAUAAUGGACGAAGCUCAUAGAGGCAUCUGCGCCGCACACCAGGGCGCCCACACGCUCCCCCGAAAGUUGGUCGUCCAGGGGUAUUAUUGGCCGACCAUGAUGCGAGACUGCAUCGAAUGGAUGUCCAAGUGCGGCGUUUGCCAAGCGUUCGCCAGAAAAGACACUCGGCCAGCUACCUUCUACACGCCGGUCACCACGGCUAUUCCAUUUUCUAAGUGGGGAAUCGACUUGUUGGGGCCGUUACCCGCAGCUCCCGGGGGCCUGAAGUUUUGUGUCGUAGCUAUCGACUACUUCACCAAGUGGGUUGAGGCUGAACCAUUGGCCACUAUUACCGAGUACCCGUGCCGACGCUUCCUAUGGAAGAAGGUGAUUUGCCGCUUCGGCUUACCCGAGCAUAUUGUCAGCGAUAAUGGGAGACAGUUCGACUGCCAGGCGUUUGCUGACUUCUGCGGCCGACACAACAUCCGCCAUACCAAGCCGCGAGCGACUGGAGAAAGCCCGUUCUCCCUUGCAUAUGGCUUCGAAGCUAAGGUCCCAAUUGAAGUGGUCGAGCCCACUCACCGGGUCCGCACUUAUUCCGACACGGAAAAUGAAGAAAGUCUUCGAAUUGAGAAAAAUUUCCUAGAAGAGAGAAGAGAAGCUGCGAGUGCUCAGAUGGUCGAAUAUCAACAAGCGGUAAAAAGAUAUCGCGAUCGAAGGAUUCGCCCACAAACCUUCCAGGUCGGCGAUCUUGUAUUACGAGACCGGCAAGCCAGCCAGCCCGCGGAAGGAGGCAAGUUCGCGGUAAAGUGGGAAGGACCCUAUCGCAUCGCCGCGGUGGUCCAGGCCGGCACUUACAAGCCUGAAACUCUGGAAGGCCAACCUGUGGACCGAAUUUGGAACGUCAUCCACUUGAAGAAGUUCUAUCAGUAG